AUGGCCUCAUCAACAACAACUGCUCCCGCCGUCCCCCCGACCCGAACGGACCUCGUCCUGAUCCCCUUGGCCGGCUCGACGUUCGGCUUCGUCUCCGGGGUGCUCACCUCGUCGCAGCUCGCUUCCAAGCAGUUCCUCGCCGAGAAUGCGCAUCGCUUGCCGACGACCGUGCAAGGGUGCGUACUCGUCACUGGCCAGACCGCUCACUCUUCCUUUUGCUCGUUUGACGCCGGAUGGAGCAGAGGCGUUGCACUCUCGGCACAAUCCAGAACUGACUGCCCCCCCCCCCCCCCCCAUUCAUCCUCCACCCCACCUUGUCAACGCCCCUUGAUUGGCCUCGAUAUUCCGUAGGUGGUAUUUCUACCAAAAGACGAAAAAUUACCGCGUGCUCUACUCGGGCGUGAUCGGUGGACUACGCACCGGUGCUCGACUCGGGCUCUGGACGGCCUCCUUCGUCGGAUUGGAACACCUCAUCCAAACGCGCUUGUUGCAACCCGUGCUCUCUUCACCGACCCUGAUCGCGUCGGAAUCGAUUCGGGAACAGGCUCGCGCGAUCAAGACGAGGUGGCUGAGUGCGACGAUCGCUGGUGUGUCCAUCGCCUGGGUCGCGGGUAGGAUAUGUCAGUUCGGGCUCAAGCCCCCCCGCCUUCACUCCAGCUACCACCGUCGAACAGCGUGCGAGGAUGAUGCUGAUUCUGCAUGUUGGUGUGGAUGAUGAUACAGACCGGCUCUCUAGAUACGCGGCCACGCGACGGUUCUUACUCGGCGCUUCAUUGGGUCUCGUGUCAGGCGCCACCUACGAUCUUCGAGAUUGGCUCAAGACCAGGCUGCCACCGCCUACAAACACCUGA
Molecule: messenger RNA, 851 nt
Organism: Microbotryum saponariae
Lineage: Eukaryota; Fungi; Basidiomycota; Microbotryomycetes; Microbotryales; Microbotryaceae
Source: the annotation of a GenBank genome assembly